AUGAAACUCCUUCUACUCCUGGCUCUUCUCUUUGGGGCAGUUUCUGCUCUUCAUCUGAGGACUGAAACUUCCAAAUUUGAGAGCCUCUUGGGAGAUAAGACCUUGCCUCAGGAUGGGGAGAUGCCUGAACAGGAAGCAGAUAAGUCUCCUACCAGAGAGCUGGCACUGCAGGAGGAAGAGGAGGAAAGGGGUUCCGGAAGUGAAGAUUUCCCUCAGGAAGAAGAGCCCGUGGAGUUGGUCUCAGCCCUGGCUGAGGUGGACAAUGACUUUCAGUGCCCUAAGGAAGAGGACACAGUAAAACUGGUGGGCAGCCCUGGAUGCAAGGCCUGCCGCUUCCUCCUGGUGAGGUCCCCCAGGAAUUUCAAUCAUGCUCAGAUUAUUUGCCAGAGGUGCUACCGGGGCAACCUUGUCUCCAUCCACAGUUACAGCUUUAACUACCAAAUCCACUGCUACAUCAGAAGGCUCAACCAAGGCCAAGUCUGGAUUGGAGGCAGAGUCACCGGCUUGGGUUACUGCAGGAGGUUUUACUGGAUGGAUGGCAGUUCCUGGAAUUUUGCAUACUGGGCUCCUGGCCAGCCUUGGGCCGGUAGGGGCAGUUGUGUGGCCCUGAGUACCCAAGGUGGUCGCUGGUGCCAAACAUACUGCGGCACUCACCUUCCUUUCAUCUGUUCCUACUGA
This is a messenger RNA of Trichechus manatus latirostris (Florida manatee), 678 nucleotides long. RefSeq names its product proteoglycan 2, pro eosinophil major basic protein (gene PRG2). Gene Ontology annotation, biological process: immune response. The coding region runs from base 1 to 678 and encodes 225 amino acids. The record is from RefSeq and is a predicted model, not a curated record. The transcript is spliced from 5 exons. NCBI's taxonomy places the organism in Eukaryota, Metazoa, Chordata, Mammalia, Sirenia, Trichechidae.